AUGUUAUUUAAAGGUUUUGUAGCCUCAUUGGUGGUAUACUUUGUAUAUGUGUUUUCCACCUCCCGAUCGGCCUCCAAACCCUCCAAGGGAACCGAUUGGAAACAGGCCCAGGCAGAAGUCCGUGAUGCGUUCCUUGAAUCGUGGCAUACGUAUGAAAAACAUGCAUGGGGAAAGGAUGUUUUUCAUCCUAUUUCUCAACAGGGUGAAAAUAUGGGUCCCAAUCCAUUGGGUUGGAUGAUUGUUGAUUCGUUGGAUACUUUGAUGAUCAUGGAUUGUCCUGGUGAAGUUUUGAGGGCCAGGAACUGGAUCAAGAGUGUUUUGGACUAUAAUAUAGAUUACGAAGUCAAUGUGUUUGAAACCACCAUCAGAAUGAUGGGAGGACUCUUAUCAGCAUUCCACUUAUCUGAAGAUGAUUUGUACUUGGAUAGGGCCGUGGACUUGGCCGGUGCGUUGCUUGAAGGGUUUAAGAGUCCUUCAGGGCUUCCAUAUUCUUCUGUCAAUUUGAAAACUGGUAAAGCCAUUAAGAACCAUGUCGAUAAUGGUGCUUCUUCUACUGCUGAGGUGGCCACCUUACAAUUGGAGUUCAAGUACUUGAGUCACUUGACCGGGGAAGCAGUAUACUGGGAAAAAGUCGAAAAAAUCAUGGAGGUUUUGGAUUCUAAUGAACCUACAGAUGGCUUGGUUCCAAUCUACGUUAAUCCAGACACUGGAAAAUACCAAAGUCGGUUGAUCAGGUUGGGCUCAAGAGGAGACUCCUACUAUGAGUAUUUGUUGAAGCAGUUCUUGCAAACCAAUGAACAAGAACAUGUGUACUACGAUAUGUACAAGGAAUCUUUUGAAGGAAUUACCCACAAUAUGGUUAGCUAUUCCAAACCUAAUCACUUGGUGUACAUUGGAGAAUUGGAAAAUGGAAUCAAAGGGAAGUUGAGUCCGAAAAUGGACCACUUGGUUUGCUUCUACGGAGGUUUGGUAAGUUUGGGUGCCACUUCAGGGCUAACCUUGGAAGAGGCCAGAAAGCAGCCAUGGUGGAACACCAAGAAGGAGUUGGAAUUCAAGUUCGGAGCUGACUUGACCUAUAGUUGUUACCGGAUGUACGAGGAUACUCCCACCGGAUUGGCACCUGAAAUCGUUGUUUUCAAUGAGGACAAAACCAAGUCGCGUGACUUCUACAUCAAACCUUUGGACAAACAUAAUUUGCAACGUCCAGAAACUGUCGAAUCGUUAUUCUACUUGUACAGAUUGACAGGUGACGAAAAGUAUAGACGGUAUGGAUACAAAAUUUUCCAGAAGUUUGUGCAACACUCUAGAUACGUUAGUGAAGAGGGAGAUGUUUCGUACACAUCGCUUGAUGAUAUGACGGUGAUUCCGCCAAAGAGAAGAGAUAACGUGGAGUCGUUCUGGUGGGCCGAAACCUUGAAAUAUUUGUUCUUGUUAUUCGAUGACGAAAACAAGCUUCCUCUCGACAAGUAUGUUUUUAACACAGAAGCCCAUCCGUUCCCUCGUUUCGAUAUGGGUAAACUCUUCAAAACCGGGUGGAGACGGUCCAAAGGUUCCGAAGAAAGAGCCAAUAUAGAGACUCCAAAUGUUGAAAUCGACAAGAACAAUAUACCUGAGGCUGCUCCUGCCGACAAGCCUGUCGAUCAACAGGUACAAGAAGAAGCUCAGAAAAACCCCGAAAUCCUUGAUCAUUAG
Yamadazyma tenuis ATCC 10573 is the source of this 1692-nucleotide messenger RNA. RefSeq names its product mannosyl-oligosaccharide 1,2-alpha-mannosidase (gene MNS1). Gene Ontology annotation, biological process: carbohydrate metabolic process; mannose trimming involved in glycoprotein ERAD pathway. Gene Ontology annotation, cellular component: membrane; endoplasmic reticulum. The record is from RefSeq and is a predicted model, not a curated record. Lineage: Eukaryota; Fungi; Ascomycota; Pichiomycetes; Serinales; Debaryomycetaceae. Gene Ontology annotation, molecular function: mannosyl-oligosaccharide 1,2-alpha-mannosidase activity; calcium ion binding.